UGUCUCUCUAGGUCUGUCCUGGGUCCAUACACUAUAUAGCUUUGUCCACUUAUUGUCUCCUCAUUGUCCAGGACCUGUGCCCCGGCGGGCAGACAGUCGCCAUGGACGUUGCAUACAUCUGUGAGUGGGACAGAAAACCCCGGACCAACCACUGCCCCUCCAUCCCGCUCGUCUGUGCCUGGUCCUGCCGCAACCUCAUCGCCUUCACCACCGACCAGCGCAAUGAGGAAGAGAAAGAUCUUACCCACAUGAUUCACAUCUUGGACACUGAACACCCUUGGGAUGUCUACUCAGUUAAUUCUGGCCACCAGGAAGUCAUCACCAGCUUGGAGUGGGACCAGUCUGGGUCCCGCCUUCUUUCAGCUGAUGCAGAUGGCCGGAUAAAAUGUUGGGGUAUGACUGACCACUUAGCAAAUAGCUGGCAAAGCUUGGUGGGAAGUGAAGUGGAUGGUGACCCCAUUGUUGCUCUUUCAUGGCUUCAUAAUGGUGUGAAAUUAGCACUCCAUGUGGAGAAGUCUGGAGUUUCUAGUUUUGGAGAAAAAUUCUCCCGUGUAAAGUUUUCCCCAUCCCUCACUUUGUUUGGAGGAAAACCUAUGGAAGGCUGGAUCGCUGUUACUGUCAGUGGAUUGGUGACUGUGUCUUUACUGAAGCCAAAUGGACAAGUGUUGACUGCUACAGAAAGUCUGUGCCGCCUUCGAUGCAGGGUGGCACUAGCAGACAUUGCCUUUACAGGUGGUGGGAACAUUGUUGUAGCCACAUGUGAUGGAAGCAGCACAUCCCCAGUACAGUUCUAUAAAGUCUGUGUAUCUGUCGUGAGUGAGAAAUGCAAGAUAGACACAGAGAUCCUACCAUCACUUUUCAUGCGCUGUACCACAGAUCCUGCUCGCAAGGACAAGUUUCCAGCAGUGACACAUCUCAAGUUCCUCGCUCGAGAUAUGUCUGAGCAGGUGCUUCUCUGUGCCUCUAAUCAGUGCUCCAGUGUAGCCGAGUGUUGGUCCCUGAGGAAAGAGGGGCUUCCUCUGAACAAUCUCUUCCAGCAGUUGUCUCCUGGAGUUAGUGAUAAGCAACCGAUGAUCCUGAAGUGGCGAAUAUUAUCCGCUACCAAUGAACUGGAGCGCGUCUCUGCGGUGGCAUUGCCCAAGCUGCCAAUUUCUCUUACUAACACAGACAUCAAAGUUGCAAAUGAUACCAAGUUCUAUCCGGGUUUAGGUCUUGCUCUGGCAUUCCAUGAUGGCAAUGUACAUAUUGUGCACAGGCUGUCUCUACAGACAAUGGCCAUCCUAUAUGGCUCCUCUAUGCGCCCAUCUGAAGAACCCAGCCUAAAACGUCAGCGAUCACCAACCCCAUGCGUACACUUCAAAGCUUUACAGAUGUCUUGGACUUCUCUUGCUUUAGUUGGCUUGGAUACACAGGGAAAGCUCAGUAUGCUGAGGGUCUCCCCUUCAAUGGGACAUGCCCUUGAUAUGACCACAUCACUACGCCAUCUUCUGUUCCUUCUUGAAUACUGCAUGGUGACAGGCUAUGACUGGUGGGACAUUCUGCUUCACGUACAGCCAAACAUGGUACACAAUUUGGUUGAGAAGCUGCAUGAGGAGUACACCAAACAGAAUGCUGCUCUGCAACAGGUCCUUUCUACCAGGAUUCUGUCCAUGAAAGCAUCACUUUGUAAACUGUCGCCUAGCACAAUCACUCGUGUCUGUGACUACCAUGCCAAAUUGUUCCUCAUCUCCAUUAGCUGCACCCUGAAGUCUUUACUUCGGCCACAUGUUCUUAACACACCUGACAAAAGUCCAGGAGACCGGCUCAUUGAGAUUUGCAAUAAGUUCCCUGACACAGAUAUAGAUAAGGUCAUGAUUAACUUGAAGACAGAGGAGUUUGUACUUGACAUGCCAACCCUUCAGUCUCUACAGCAGCUUAUCCAGUGGAUUGGGGAUUUUGUGUUGUAUCUACUGGCAAGCCUUCCUAACCAGGGCUCCUCUUUCCGCCCUGGACACAGUUUUUUGCGUGAUGGAUCAUCACUGGGUACUCUACGUGAAAUGAUGGUGAUGAUCCGAAUUUGGGGUCUUCUGAAACCCAGCUGCCUUCCAGUGUACACAGCCACAUCAGAUACACAGGACAGCAUGUCCCUACUUUUCCGUCUGCUCACUCGUCUCUGGAUGUGCUGCCGUGAUGAAAACCAUCCCUGUGAACCAGAUGAGGCUUUGAUAGAUGAGUGCUGCUUACUUCCCAGCCAAUUCCUCAUCCCUAACAUGGACUGGCUUCCUCUUGGAAAUGGAUUAAUCAGCCGGCUGCAGAGCAAGCUGCCCCUACGCCUGCAAUUUGGGAAACCGCCGGGUGCACCCAGCCAUGCUUCUGUCCAGUAUGAGGCUUAUACAAGGUUACCCACCCAACCAAAAAUUGAUCAUCUAAGAAGACUUCAUCUAGGAACAUUUCCCACUGAAGCCUGCAAAUCUUGCACACGAUGCAUUAUUUCCAGGAUGUGGAGUAGCAUUUCCGGACCUACAGCAAGACGUUGGAUGAAGACGUGGAUUUCCAGACCUAUUCCAGAAGAAUUUGGAUGAAGGCACAGCCCCUCGAAUCACGCACAUACAUGGACACAUUGGCCCAAAUUCUAGAGGUAACCUCCUUUAGUAUGCCCAGAGGAAGGGCAAUACAGUAGCCAUGGAUUCCCUACAGGUUUCCUCCCCUCUGGAGGUUUUUCCUGUCCUGAGUAUUAGUUACUGUACGCUCUUUGUGAGUGAUGGGAGAUUACAUAAAAUCCCUACACAAACAUUUUAAUAUAUAAUAAAUAAAGUUCCCCUUUUUGAACCAUU
This is a messenger RNA of Hyla sarda, 2813 nucleotides long. RefSeq names its product mediator complex subunit 16 (gene MED16). NCBI's taxonomy places the organism in Eukaryota, Metazoa, Chordata, Amphibia, Anura, Hylidae. Gene Ontology annotation, molecular function: protein binding. Gene Ontology annotation, cellular component: mediator complex. The transcript has 14 exons. Bases 102 to 2561 code for a protein of 819 amino acids. Gene Ontology annotation, biological process: positive regulation of DNA-templated transcription. The record is from RefSeq and is a predicted model, not a curated record.